GGGUGUGCGGCCGAGGCAAAUCCCUUCCCCCCGAGCCUGCUUCACAACAUCAACACGGGUCGGGCCGCGCCGCGCCGAACCGGUUCCGAGCCGCGCUCCGAGCCGGGGAGAGCGGAGGGUGGCCCAGGGGCAGCGCUGCCAAGGGGCCGCCGCCGCCGCCGCUCCCUCCGAGAGUGCGAGCGCAGGAGGGCGGGGAGGGGCGGCCUGGGCACGAACAAAAUGCCGACCGGAAGUGCAGCGGCAGGAAUGACUCCCUCCACCGGCGCCAAACACCAGCAACCUCCCCCUUCCCUCCGCUGCCUCCUCCUCGCCCGAACGCUCCCUCGCUCCACCAGCGCCGCUUCCGCCGCUGCAGCUGGAGGGGCUCCCUUGCCUCGCCUCUCCCAGCAGAGCCUCCCCUGCGUAGCUCCUCUCCCUGCUGCACGACCUUCUCUUUUUUCCCCCUUUUUAAAAAUUUUCUCCCUCUUCCCGGCCUUUUGGUGCGCGGAACGAGACCGAAGUUUAUGCUUAAGCCUCCGCUGAGGAUUUGCGAAGAAGGGAUUCUCUUGGAAAAAAAUACACGUUUUGGUGUUUAUUUUUCUGUCCUGCCUAAGCAUGGUGGAGGAGGACUGCAAAAGGCUGCCUCGCAGGAGGCAGACCUGGAAAGGGCUCUUAAACUGAACCCUCAGAGGCGGCAGCCCCUGGAGGUGGGACACUCGCUGGAGUUACUGUCGCCGCUCAUGCCCUUUCUAUGUGGAUGUGAGAGGCCGCGCCGCAGGAACCGAAACACCCGCUGCUCAAAGCAUUGCCGGGGCGAGGGAUUUCCAGAGAUGGACAUACGAAAAGGGAGUGGCUUUCAAAAACGGGCUUUUUGGACGAGCACCGGGGAAAAUGCUGAUGUUCAGGUGAAAUGUCCUUCGCUGGAGGCUGAGGCUCCACCGCCACUAUAUUUACUCUGGACAUGUGCUGGAAAUUUGCGUCUCAGCAUGGCCACAGGGAUGAAUAGCACUGCAUCUACUUUGUCAGGACUUUAGAAGAUGUGUGGAUGCUCCAUUCGUGAACCAGAAAGCAGUAUAAAUUUAUCACUUAUUUAAUUUCUCACAAACUUGCAAUACUGUGCAUUCUGAAGCACAAAGCCUUUUUAAAAUUUCUGCCUUAACUUUAGACAGGGACAAUAAGUGGUCCAGAAAAUUGAGCUGUUGACCUGGACAAACCCAAAUUAAAUGCAAAUAUAUGUCUCUGGCUAGAUGAUGCAGCUUAAAAAUCAGAUCAAAAUUAUCUAUUUAUGAAAAAAUAUCCUUUUCUGGACCAUGAUGUAUUUAAAUUCCUGGUUUUGAUGUUUACAUUUCUGUAUUUAUCCUCCCACGAUUUUAAAAUACAUAUUCAACUUCUUAAGGUUUCUUAAACAUAAUUCAUCUAUUAAAAGAUGAAUUCACCAUAGGAAAUUUGUGUCUCAAAGGUAUAUGGUUGGAGAAACAACACACUAAGCAUAAGCAGUUUCCUUAAAGCUUAUAGUUUAAGUGGAAAUAAUUUAACAAGUGUGACGAUAAUGAAAGACCACUAGUGUACACAGCAUUGUAAAUUUGUAGUUCUGAAUUAUUAUUGUACAUUUUGUAGGUUUGCCAACUUUUUCUACUGUUGAUUGCAUUCCAGUGCAAGUAGUCAUAUGAAAAAUAAUACAGUGACUCUCUUGAGCAGGCUGUGAUCUCUAUACCUGUGCUACUGCUAGUAUUGUUUUCCAUGCUGGAUUCAAUUUAUUAACAUGGUCUGCCAUGCAUAAAAUUGCUGUUAGAUAAAAUGCAUUACAGCUAAUUGUCAUAGGCAGUGCUCUUCAAAAUCACUGUAAGAAGUAGUUUAACUUUCUAAAAAAAAAAAAAAAGAACCAGUUUCCACAAGAAUAUGGGUGCAUGUCACCACCGAAAACAAAGACACAUGUGGUUGGCACAUGUUUUGUUGGAUAUUUGAGGAUAGGCAUGUGUGAGAAAAAGAGAUGUAAAAUGCCUUAGAAACAGAUGCAGAGAAGACACAGAUACCCAUACACAGGCCUGAGAAAUCACUGGAAAUGCAGCUGUAAGAAAAGCAGAGCAAGAGAGGUUCAAGAUGACUAUCGACCAAGAAGGAGCUGAGACUUUGAGUGAAACAUUCACAUGGUUUCAGAGGAAAAGAAUGUACACACAAUCUUUAUAAACAGAGUGCAUCAAAGCAUCUGAUGCCAUCUCUUUUUUCUGACCAAAGAUACUACACUAACCAAGUCAAAUUAAGUAAGAAUACACUGCCAAUUUUAAUGACAGUUGCUUUCUAAAUAGAUGCAUAAAUUACAAUAACCCAACAGCUUUCAAACUAUGCAUUUCCCUGUCAGGAAAAUAUGUGCAGACAUGCCACAAAAUACUUUAUAUACUUUCAUUCACUAGACUUUUUCCUAAACUUACUCAUUACUUUCUUACCUUCCAUUGCUGUUUCCCCUCUUUUCCAGACUUAAGAAAGCCUUUUGUUUAUUCCAGGCUACACUAGUGAUUACUCUCCUCUGCUUAAAGUGCUUUUCUCCUCCUGCAUUUCCUUGGGCAAUGUUUAUCUUUUCUUUGCCAUUAGGCUGUGUUUUCCCUAUCCUUUUGGAUUGUUUCCUUCUUACUUGCUCCCAAAGGUUAGAGGCAGCAUAUAAAAGUCCUUACUUUAUUUUCCUAUUUUGAUUUUUCUUCAUUGGCAAAAUAAUCCAUUAUGUGAACCUCUAUCUGCUUCACUUAAAGAAUCACUGUCUUAAAAAGAGGAUGUUUCUAUCUAUAUCUAUAUAGAUAGAGUCUAUAAAUCUCUGUCUAUCUCUAUAACAAAUUAUCUUACUGGGUUUAUUUUUUUCUUAUACAUCAUGCUUACAGAAUACCCAAAUGCCCAAAGAAGAAUGCACUCUGAGUAGAAAGUAAAUGAAAAACCAGCUUUGGUGGGAAUGCCAUUUUAAUAGUGUAGAAAAGUAAUUUGCGAUUGAAUAAUGUUUGGAUAAAAAGUUCAGUCAAAUAAGGAAUAAUUUGCUGGCAAA
Zonotrichia albicollis (white-throated sparrow) is the source of this 3007-nucleotide messenger RNA. RefSeq lists its product as uncharacterized. The record is from RefSeq and is a predicted model, not a curated record. NCBI's taxonomy places the organism in Eukaryota, Metazoa, Chordata, Aves, Passeriformes, Passerellidae.